Messenger RNA from Hevea brasiliensis (rubber tree), 1242 nucleotides. RefSeq names its product binding partner of ACD11 1-like. Gene Ontology annotation, molecular function: RNA binding. Bases 1 to 1242 code for a protein of 413 amino acids. The transcript is spliced from 7 exons. The record is from RefSeq and is a predicted model, not a curated record. Lineage: Eukaryota; Viridiplantae; Streptophyta; Magnoliopsida; Malpighiales; Euphorbiaceae.
AUGACAAAUGGGAGUUUUCUGAGUGUGAGGCAUAGAGCCCUAACCAAUUCAUGCAAGUCAAGAAUAUCAAUGGGAUAUUUUGUUGUACCACCUCUAAACACCAGGAUCACUGCACUACCACAAAUGCUGUUAGCUAUUAGGUCUUCCUUGCACAAGCCCUUCACUUGGGUUGAUUAUAAGAAAGGGGAUUAUGAUUUAGAUUCCAUAGUUACUGCUGCUUAUGGAAAGAAAUCAAGUGGUUGCUAUAGACGUAACUUGAGACUCAGGGAAAUGAAGAGUGAAGAGAAAAAAUCAGAGAGAGCAACUACUAUGAAGGCUUUAGGUGGAUAUAAAGAUGAAAAGGAUGAGCCAUUUUUCCUUUGUUUCCUUAAUCUGAUUUAUAUAUAUCUGCAUUGGUGGAUUUACUUUUUGCUUAUUCCUUCCCUGUCAUUACAGAUCAGAACGGUGAAAGUCAGCAAUGCUUCCUUAGGUGCAACAGAGCCAGUUAUAAAGGACUUCUUUUCUUUUUCUGGUGAAAUUCAUUAUGUUCAAUUGCAUAGUGACAAUGAGCAAUUGCAAAUAGCAUAUGUCACCUUCAAAGAUCCACAAGCGGCAGAGACUGCUGUUCUUCUUUCGGUGGGGGCAACAAUAGUUGAUCAGUCGGUUAUUAUAGAACUGGCUCCAGAUUACCAGUUGCCAGCUGCUGCUUCAGUCCCAACUACUGCAACAGUGAACACAACUGCAUCUGGUGGUGAAUCUGCUGUCCAGAAGGCUGAGGAUAUUGUAAGCAGCAUGCUUGCCAAGGGCUUCAUUCUGGGGAAAGAUGCCCUCAACCAAGCGAAGGCUUUUGAUGAGAAGCACCAGUUCACAUCAAGUGCCACCUCUAAAGUUACUUCUCUGGAUAAAAAAAUUGGCUUCAGAGAGAAAAUUAGUGCUGGCACAACCCUUGUAAAUGACAAAGUGAGGGAAGUAGAUGAGAAGUUUCGAGUAUCAGAGACUACGAAGUCAGCCUUUGUAUCUGCUGAGCAGACAGUCAGCAAUGCGGGAUCUGCUAUAAUGAAGAACCGUUAUGUGUUAACAGGUGCUUCAUGGGUUACUGGUGCAUUUAACAGAGUUGCUAAGACAGCAGGGGAAGUGGGGCAGAAGACGAAAGAGAAGGUUCUGGCUGAGGAGGAACGGAGUCAUAGAGCUGAAGGCUAUACCCAAAUUCACGAGUCUGACUCUCCAAAUAUGAGUGAGCAAAUAUCCAAGAGCUCACAUUAA